Messenger RNA from Aspergillus calidoustus, 1212 nucleotides. NCBI's taxonomy places the organism in Eukaryota, Fungi, Ascomycota, Eurotiomycetes, Eurotiales, Aspergillaceae. The record is from the annotation of a GenBank genome assembly.
AUGGCGUUGGGUGCUCGCUUCUCUGAUAAUCGGAUCUUUGUCGGCAUUGACAGGCGUCGAAGAGGGGACCAAUAUGCAGAACGCGCCAGGAAACUCCUUGAUCUCACGGAUAUCUCUGUGAGCACAAUCCAAGCAUGCAUCCUGCUUGGCACCGUGUGCUUCUCGGACUCUCAGACCAAGUCCGAGUCCUUGUACUACUCUGUUGCUGUUCGGUUGGCUCUGAUUCUCGAUUUGCCCAGCAAACAGUGUGCAGACCAGGUGGAGAGGCAGAUAAAUUUACGAAUAUGGUGGUCCCUAUACAUGAUCGACAUCUGGUCCUCAGCAGGCCUCAACCUCCCGCGACAGCUGGACUUCGUCGAAGCCUACCCCCUCCCCACCAGCGAAGAUAUCUUCCUCUCCUUACGAAGCGGCGCAACAGUAGCAGAGGACCGUCCAGGGCUAUGGUCUGAAAUGGUCAUUCUCGCUCGGAUCUGGGCGCGCAUCCACAAUCUGAACAAAGCCUCGGUCAACAGUUUGAUUGACUACGAGUCUCUCACCGAUGCCGCCGACGGACUCGCUCAGGAACUCCAUGACUGGUCGGCAAAUCUACAGCCUGAUUUGCAAGAGACCCCGGAGAACCUCGAGCGGUACAACGCGCUUGGUCUAGGUAACGCCUUUGCCGCCCUGCAUCUCGGAUAUCACUACUACAACGAGGUUCUCUUCUACCAAUUCCUCGCUCGAACCCCGGACCCCCAGUCGACGGCCCCCGUGACAGAAUCCUACCGGUCCCAGUGCGACGCACACGCCCUCGCCUUCUGCACCCUCCUCUACACCUGCCGCUCCACACCCACCCUAGCGCACCAAUGCCAAUACGUCAUGGUCGGGCACAUGCUCGUCGUAACAUCAACAGUGUAUAUCCACAUGCUUCUGUUUAGCGAAGACGAUGAAGCGAAAACACAGCUCGCGCGCCGCCGCCUCGCGCAGAACUUUGAGAUCCUCACCGAGCUCCAGACGUUCUGGGUUACGCUGGAUGUUGCGCUCUCGAGGCUGCAGGUGUUUCAUAAUGCGUGUAGACGGUCGAUUGAUGAGUCGUUUCGUAUGGAUCGGUGGAUGUUGGCGUUUAUUCUUGAGCACGGGAGUUUGGUUGUGGAGAGGCCGAUUGGUGAAUAUGGGGAGGGAGAGGGGGAUUCCCCGGGGACGUUGAGGAAUUGGUUUCUGCGGACCUUUGAUUGA